This is a messenger RNA of Anopheles marshallii, 3819 nucleotides long. It is a transcript of the gene Sarm, whose product is annotated as NAD(+) hydrolase sarm1. Gene Ontology annotation, cellular component: dendrite. NCBI's taxonomy places the organism in Eukaryota, Metazoa, Arthropoda, Insecta, Diptera, Culicidae. The transcript has 9 exons. The record is from RefSeq and is a predicted model, not a curated record. Gene Ontology annotation, biological process: negative regulation of MyD88-independent toll-like receptor signaling pathway; signal transduction; response to axon injury. Gene Ontology annotation, molecular function: NAD+ nucleosidase activity; protein binding; signaling adaptor activity. The coding region runs from base 1 to 3819 and encodes 1272 amino acids.
AUGGCCAGUCCGUUUUCGAACCUUCGUCCACCUGCCACGCUGCCAACCGAGGGUAAUUCCGGCCUGCUAACCGCGCCGGAACCCUCGAACGGUCUGCCACCACCGAUCGCACGCAGAAACUCGGAACUGCCGCCGGGGAAACGGCAAUCCCCGUUGAAACUGUCCAUACCCACCCCGAGGGCUUCCUUUUCGAGCGGUUCGUCGGAUGGGGCUGCACGGCAGGCGGCGACGGCUCCCAUUAUCGGUGGACAGCUGCCGCCGUUUGCCCACACCGGCAGUCCCCAUCUGAACGAGUUCCAUCAGGGAGCUUUCACCGACUUUGACACGCUGGAAUCGCCGAUGCUGCAGCUAAGCCCAGACCAUUCACCGAUCAUGACGCAGUUGAUGGAAGCGACCAGUCCCGGGACGGCCUCCAGCCAGGGAAGCAAUGGAUCUUCAAUUUCACGCCUGAUGCGUUUCAGUCCCGCCCUGCAUCAUCACGCCGGCCCCAUCGCACCCGCCUUCCCCACCGAGAUGUCCGAUAUAGCCGACACUGGUUCGCCCACACUGCCGACACGACACAAUUUGUUCGCCACCUCAAAUGGACCACUAGCGUCCACCACAUCCGGAUCUCUAGCAAGCGCAACGUCGACCAGCUCGAUGACCACAUCGCAGGAGUUGUUGAACAGCAGCAGGAGCAGCAGCAAAAGCUCCAAGCUGUCGUCGUCCACGUCAUCCUCCAGCACCACCACGAAGCAUGUGGAGAAGAGUUCCUCCUCCACGCAGCGCAUGUCCUCCCUAACGUCCUCCUCCAGCAGUACCACAUCGACCGCGGCGGUCAAGCAGAACCUCGGCGAGAUGCAAAACUCGAUGGCCGAAAUGAAGAACAUGAUGGGGCACAGUAGCAGCACCUCGCAGAACCUGUCCACCACAUCGUCAUCGUCCAUCAAAUCGUCCGCCCUCACGAACCAUCUGCAGGCCCGCAAGAUGUCGGCCAAGCUGAACGACAUUAAGACGAGGUUACGCUCGUCGAUGGACAGUCUCGAUGAUCCGCAGGCGGAUCCACUGGUAACCUUCCCCGACUCGGAAACGGACGACGAUCUGUCCAGCAUGGCGUCGAGCUUGAAACCGCUCGGCGCGAACGGUGGCAGCGGCAUGCUCGUACCGAACGGUCACCAUCACCAGGCGCUCGUGAACGGUUGUGCCGGCACGGUCGAUACGGUCAAGUUCGAGCAGAAGAAAAUGACGUCCGAGUCGAAGACGAAGGUGACGACGGACGGGUUCAGCAGCGAGCAGGCCACUAUUAACUCUGCCGAGUCGAAGAAGAUGCAGGCCGGUGAGCUGCAGUAUCAGGAGCAGGCCGCACUCGCCGCCAUGAGCAGCCGGAUGGAGGUGAACGGUGUGACGGCCGAAGAGAAGGGUGCCAUACUGAAGGAAGCGCGAUCGGUGAAAAUGGGCGACUUCCAGCAGGCCGAGGCAAACAACAUUGCAGCUCACAGUCGCAAAGUACAGAGCGACCACUUCAGUGCGGAAAAUAAGGCAAUCUCGCAGGCACAGCAAAAGCAGACGGUUUCAUCGAGCGGUAUCUUCAACCAGGAAAAGCACGUCUCCUCCACAACGCAAUCGACGUUCACCAUGUCCAACACCAGCACGAUCAGCUCGUCGUCGCAGAUGAGCACACUGUCCUCGUCGUCCGCCAUGAACGGGUUGCUCGGUGAUGAGUUUCCCUCGUUCGAAGAUUUCGAACGGUUGACAAACACACCGGAGGAGGUCGAUAACACGAUCAUGAAGUACUCGAAGCAUUUGGCCGGCUACGUGCAGAACCUGCAGCAGACGGAGCAACUGAAGAAGGCGCCGACGCUGUUGAACCACAUGAACGAAAUCAUCCGGCGGGCGUGGGCCGUACCAACGCACGGGCACGAGCUCGGUGCGAGCCUGUGCGACACACUGCGCAAUACCGGUGGGCUCGACAUACUGAUGCGGAACUGUGUGGAUAACGAUUCGGAGGUGCAGUUCUCAUCCGCACGCCUCCUGGAGCAGUGCCUUACGACGGAGAACCGCACGCACGUGGUAAAGAACGGGCUGGACAAGGUGGUGAAUGUGGCGUGUGUCUGCACCCGCAACAAUGCGACCGAUCAUUCGCGCGUCGGUACCGGCAUCCUGGAGCAUCUGUUCAAGCACAGCGAAGACACCUGCUCGAACGUGAUCCGACUCGGUGGCUUGGACGCGGUACUGUUCGAGUGCAGGAAGAACGACAUCGAAACGCUGCGACACUGUGCGGGAGCGCUGGCGAACCUCUCGCUGUACGGUGGGUCGGAAAACCAGGAGGCGAUGAUUAACCGCAAGGUACCGUCCUGGCUGUUCCCGCUCGCCUUCCACAACGACGAAAACAUCAAGUACUACGCGUGCCUAGCGAUCGUGGUGUUGGUCGCGAACAAGGAGAUCGAGGCGGAGGUGAUCAAAUCCGGCACACUGAACCUGGUGGAACCGUUCGUCACGACGCACAAUCCGUCGGAGUUUGCAAAAUCCAAUCUCGCGCACGCGCACGGUCAAAGCAAACACUGGCUGCAGCGGCUAGUGCCGGUGCUGAGCUCCAAGCGCGAGGAGGCCCGCAAUCUGGCCGCGUUUCACUUUUGCAUGGAGGCGGGCAUCAAGAAGGAGCAGGGCAACACGAACAUUUUCAAAGAGAUUGGCGCAAUCGAGCCGCUGAUAAGGGUGGCGAGUUCGCCCAACGCGAUCGCAUCCAAGUUUGCCGCCCAAGCGUUACGGCUGAUUGGCGAGGAGGUCCCGCACAAACUGUCCCAGCAGGUGCCGCUCUGGUCGACGGAGGAUGUGCGGGAGUGGGUGAAGCAGAUCGGGUUCGGGGAGUAUGAGCAAAGCUUUUACGACUCGAAGGUGGACGGGGAUCUGCUGCUGCAGAUGCAGGACUGCAAUCUGUGCAACGACAUCGGCAUGAAGAACGGCAUCCUGCGGAUACGGUUCCUACGGGAGCUGCAGAACCUGAAAAAGAUGGCCGACUACAGUUCGCGUGAUCCGGACGGUCUGCAUGCCUUCCUGAGCCGGAUCGGGCCGGAGUAUACGAUCUACACGUACACGAUGCUGAAUGCGGGCGUGGACAUCGAAUCGCUCCGAACGCUCGACGAGGAUCAACUGACGGCAACGUGCGGCAUCACGAACGCAAUCCAUCGGUCCCGCAUCCUGCAGGUGAUCAAGAUGAACGAAUCGAUACCUUCCUUCCGCUCGGAGCAGAGCACGGAGAAAAGCUUGGACGUGUUCGUUAGCUACCGCCGCAGCAACGGCUCCCAGCUGGCCAGUCUGCUGAAGGUGCAUCUCGAGCUGCGCGGCUUCUCCGUCUUUAUCGACGUGGAGCGACUGGAGGCGGGCAAGUUUGACAACAAUCUGCUGCAGAGCAUCCGGCAUGCGAGACACUUCCUGCUUGUGCUAACACCGGAGGCUCUGAACCGUUGCGUGGAUGACGUCGAGUGUAAGGAUUGGGUUCACCGGGAAAUCGUGGCCGCCCUCAACUCCGAAUGCAACAUCAUUCCCAUCAUCGACAACUUCCAGUGGCCGGAGCCGGAAAAGUUGCCCGAAGACAUGCGCGGCGUGUGCCAUUUCAAUGGAAUACGCUGGAUCCACGACUAUCAGGAUGCCUGUGUGGACAAAGUGGAAAGGUUCAUGCGAGCAGAAGCAAACGGUCGCGGAGGUAUGAUGGACCAUGGGAGCCGGCUGCACUGUCGCCAGCCGGGCGAUGCAACACCCUCGUCCGCCAUCUACCAGCGCAUGCACAGCAACGAUUCCGGCAAGAGCAGCGACAAAGAAAACAGCCGUAAUCUCGAAUGA